GGAGCCUGAAGCCCAAAUGCUCACCCUCUCUGCCGACAUGGACGAGUCUUCGUCGUUGCUGGAUCUCUUGGAGUGCUCGGUGUGCCUGGAGCGCCUGGACACCACGGCCAAGGUGCUGCCGUGUCAGCACACCUUCUGCCGACGCUGCCUGGAGAACAUCGUCAGCUCCCGAAAUGAGCUCCGUUGCCCCGAGUGUCGCAUCCUGGUGGACUGCGGAGUGGACGACCUCCCGGCCAACAUCCUGCUCGUUCGCCUCCUGGACGGCAUUAAGCAGCGGCCUCAGCGAGGGAGCGCCGGAGCGGGCAGUCGGCAGCCCGUGGCCGGGGGCUCGCUGCAGGGCUGUGCAGCCGGGAUAUCGGCGUCUCCCCCGGGCAGCGCCGUCAGAGAGAUGCCCGUCGCCACCCGGAGCUCCCCUGUCAAGAAUAUCCCAGCGCUGCCUUGUGGGAAAGCUCUCUACUCAUACGAGGGCAAGGAGCCAGGUGAUCUACAGUUCUCCAAGGGUGACAUCAUCAUCCUGCGACGUAAGGUGGAUGACAACUGGUACCAUGGAGAGUUGAACGGUUGCCACGGGUUCUUGCCCGCAAGUUACAUCCAGUUGUUGCGCCCCCUGAGCCAGACUCCGCCACAGGGCAAAGCGCUGUACGACUUUGAGGUCAAAAACAAAGACCAAGAUAAAGACUGCCUGGCGUUCAGCAAGGAUGAAGUCCUGACAGUAAUCAGGAGGGUGGAUGAAAACUGGGCAGAAGGCAUGCUGGGAGACAAGAUUGGUAUCUUCCCAAUUCUCUACGUGGAGUUAAACGAAACGGCAAAGCAGCUGAUGGAAAUCGACAAGCCAACGACAACAACCAGCAUGCCGGGUCCGAGCUCAGAGCCGUCUCCGUUGGCUCCAUGCUCUCUCGGUCCCUCCCCCAGCACCUCGCCUUCCAAUGGAAACGGCUCGGGACAUCGGCGAGGCGAAGGGAAGAAAAAUGCGAAAAAGAGGCACUCGUUCUCUGCUCUGUCAGUCACCCAGAGAGCGGCCCAGCUCAACAACAGACACAGUAUGGAGAUCUCCCACCCAGUCCUCAUCAGCUCCUCUGACCCCAGGGCUGCAGCGCGCAUUCAGGACACAUCGUCUCCAGGUCCCUGUCCCUCUUCGGCAGGGGUACUGGUGCCCCCAAAAGUGGCAUCCAUAACCUCAGAACUGCUGGCCCAUGCAAAGGUGCAGCUGCCUCUCAACAUCUACCUUGCGCUUUACGCCUACAAGCCCCAGAAAGCGGACGAGCUUGAACUUAGGAAAGGCGAGAUGUACCGGGUGACAGAGAAGUGUCAAGACGGAUGGUUCAAAGGCACCUCAUUGAGGACGGCAGCAUCUGGCGUCUUCCCGGGAAACUACGUCACCCCCGUGUCCAGGGCUACUUUUGGAGUCGGUGCUACGAGGGGCUCAUGUUUGUCCAGUCCAGGAAAUGGAGGCGGUGGUUGCGGUCAGGUCGGCAGUAAAAUCUUAGACCCCUCCUCUCCAGGGUCACCGGGGCCCUCUUCGUCGCGUCCCUCAACGCCGUUGGUCAACUGCGUCAGUCCCGCCUCGUCGCCACAGAGUGCUGCCGCGCAGCUGAAGAACUGCCUGCGCUCCAGUCAGCAUUCAGUCAACCAGACACGCACCUCAAUGCAGCUGGUCCAUAGUUCUCCUGGUGGAAGCCCAGAGCGCCCUGCGGUGGCGAUAUCUUCCCUGCGCUCGCAAAGCUCCUCACCUUCACGUUGCUCCGGCCAAUCCGGUCGCCCGCUCUCCAUGACGUCUCCCGGACCCAGUUUGGGGCCCUCGCCUCUGUCGUCUCCCGCCUCGCGGCCCCACCUGCCCCUGUCGUCUCCUUUAUCCUGCCUCACGCCUCCCAACGUCUCAGCGGUGCUGUUUAACGGGGAACCGCCCAUCCCCCUGCAGCCGCCCUCACCGGGUCCUUCUCACUCACCAGCGCAGUGCAACCUCGCCCCCAAAACAGAGAAGAAGGAGAGGAAAGCAGGAGGUUUGUUGAAGCUCCUGUCAGGGGCAGCGGCCAAGAAGAAACCUCGCUCACCGCCCACCUCCCCGGCCACCCAUGAUCCCUCCUUGGCUGGCCAAGGCGCAAUGGCCACCGAUCUGAGCCACCACCACCACCACCACCACGCCCGCUCCGGAUCGUGUCCCAUGGUCUCGCAGGGCCGGGCUGGCUCGUGUCCGGUCGAGAUCGACAUGGCGGGGGCCGUGGGGCUGGAGCCUCUGCACAGAAAGUCUGGAUCCUUGGAUACAAACUUUCCCAUGUCGCCCCCGCCAACGCGAGCCAGCAGUGUUCUCAUGGUGCUCCGACCUGAACCCAAACCCCUGUCCAGGGAAAGGUACCGAGUGGUGGUGCCCUACCCGCCCCAGAGUGAGGCGGAGAUCGAGCUCCGCGAGGGGGACGUGGUGUUCGUCCACAAGAAGCGAGACGACGGCUGGUACAAAGGCACCCUGCAGAGGACGGGACAGACCGGCUUGUUUCCUGGCAGCUUCGUGGAGAGCUUUUGAAAAGAUGCGCAAAAUCCCUUGGCUUGAUAUUGGGGUUUCCAAUCUGCCUUAAGGAGCUGUUCACCUUGGAACAAAAAAAAAAGUUGGGAUUUUGAAAUUUUAAGCGUCAGUGACGAGAUUCUUCCCGUGGACUUUUUACAAAUCAAAGGAAAAGACGGUAGCACAAAACAUCUUCAGAAAUCUAUCUCCAUCCAGCACACUCUCACCAGGAUUACCGGACUUUUCCAUCCUCGUCCCGGGAACGCCACAUCAGAGGGGGCCCCUCCCUGCAACUACUGAAGGCGCGCAUACACACACACACACGCACACACAAAGAGCACAUAAAAAGCUUCCCAGGUGUCAUCCACCAGCACGAAAAGCAUCGGCUCGGCUUCAAACUGCGACCUCAGAACUCCUCUCUGGUGAAAAACCAGGAUCAUUGUGUUUGUGGCAAUAAGCACAUCUUACGUUUUUAAACUCAAUAUGUGUUGAUGACAAAUGCGUGUAGCGUUGUUUUCCUUUCUCUAUCGGUUUUGUUUUGUUUUGUUUUUAUAAAUGUUCAGAUUGAUAUUUGUGUUGUCCUAAACUGUGAUCUGUCACUGGAUUUGUUCGUAUUUAAAAAAAAAAAAAACAAAACAAAGGUGCGACGAGUAAUUUGAUCAUUGAGUUUUAUAUUUAUUGAAUCGGAAAUAGUUUUAUUCUUCUAUUUAAUGUUUCCCCCAUGCACAUGGUGGCUUUACGUGAGGAAGAAAAAUGGCUUGCUGAAUGUAAAAAAGAAAAAACAAAGUUAUACAAACUUUUGGGAUGAUUAAUUUGUAUUGUUAACGUUGUUUUCGUGUUUGUGUAAUGGAAGCAGAGCUGGGAUUGCACUUGGUGAUAUUUCAAACAGCCUAAACGUUAUCUUUGCGUUCCAUGUGAUCUGACCAUUGUCUACCGAUACGUAAAAACUAUUUUUCCUUUAACCCCGUUUUUU
Messenger RNA from Syngnathoides biaculeatus (alligator pipefish), 3470 nucleotides. Its product is annotated as E3 ubiquitin-protein ligase SH3RF3-like. Bases 17 to 2518 code for a protein of 833 amino acids. Gene Ontology annotation, molecular function: metal ion binding; protein binding. Lineage: Eukaryota; Metazoa; Chordata; Actinopteri; Syngnathiformes; Syngnathidae. The record is from RefSeq and is a predicted model, not a curated record. The transcript has 10 exons.